Molecule: messenger RNA, 1220 nt
Organism: Cavia porcellus (domestic guinea pig)
Lineage: Eukaryota; Metazoa; Chordata; Mammalia; Rodentia; Caviidae
Gene: Bst1
Product: bone marrow stromal cell antigen 1
Exons: 9
Coding region: 25-972 (315 amino acids)
Biological process (GO): positive regulation of B cell proliferation
Cellular component (GO): plasma membrane
Molecular function (GO): phosphorus-oxygen lyase activity; NAD+ nucleosidase activity
Source: RefSeq, a predicted model, not a curated record
UCCGCAAGUACCGAAGUCUGCUCCAUGGCGGUGGCGUGGGAAUGCGCGGCCGCAGGGCUGCGGCUGCUCGCGCUGCUGUCGCUGCUGUCUCUGGAGCUGGCGGCGGGCGCCCGGUGGAGCGGGGAGGGUACCAGCCCGCAGCUGCGGAGCAUCUUCCUGGGCCGCUGCGCCGAGUACAUCACGCUGCUGAGCCCACAGCUGGGGGACAGGAACUGCACAGCCAUCUGGGAAGCCUUUAAAGUGGUGCUGGACAAAGAUCCCUGUUCUGUGCUCCCCUCGGACUAUGACCUUUUCAUUAACCUGUCUCGGCACUCCAUUCCCAGAGACAAGUCCCUGUUCUGGGAAAAUAACCAUCUCCUCGUUACCAGCUAUUCAGAGAAUGCGCGGCGCUUUAUGCCGCUGUGUGAUGUUCUGUAUGGUCGGCUUGGAGAUUUUUUAAGCUGGUGUCGCCAGGAAAAUGCCUCUGGACUUGAUUACCAAUCCUGCCCUACGUCAGAAGACUGUGAAAAUAAUGCUGUGGAUUCCUACUGGAAAAGGGCAUCCAUGCAGUAUUCCAGAGAUAGUUCUGGGGUGAUCUAUGUCAUGUUGAAUGGUUCAGAGUCAAAAGGAGCCUAUCCUAUCAAAGGUUUUUUUGCAGAUUUUGAAAUUCCAUACCUGCAGAAGGAUAAAGUCACACAAAUUGAAAUCUGGGUCAUGCAUGAUAUUGAGGGACCUAAUGUGGAGUCCUGUGGUGAGGGCAGCGUGAAGAUCCUGGAGGAGAGAUUGAAGGCCAUGGGGUUCCAGUACCGCUGUGUUAAUGACCACCACCCAGUGAAGCUCUUGAUGUGUGUGGACCACAGCGCUCACCCCGACUGUGCCAUGAGUUCGUCAGCAGCACUGAUUGGAGGGGGAGCCACGUUUCAAGUUCCUGAACAGAGCACCGCCCUGGUCCUGCUUCUGUCAGUGGCUGUGGCCUGGGGUUUUCCAGAGUGAGGAGAAGCUCCUCUCUGCUGUUUGAACAGCUGUGGCCACGCCUGCCUGCCCUGAGUCUUCUCUCAUUCUGCAUCAGGUCCUGCCACUUGGUCCUCUUCUCUGAAGAUGUUUCUUCCUGAGGAAAUGUGGUCAUUUUUCAGUGAGGUUCAUGCUCAGGACUCCAGUAACAAGACUAAUCCCAUCCUUUUUAGCAGGUUGAAUCUGCUGCCUUGAAAAUAAAGCAAUUUUUGAUUCCUUUAUUUUAAUAA